Messenger RNA from Belonocnema kinseyi, 3456 nucleotides. RefSeq names its product high-affinity choline transporter 1 (gene ChT). Lineage: Eukaryota; Metazoa; Arthropoda; Insecta; Hymenoptera; Cynipidae. Gene Ontology annotation, biological process: transmembrane transport; choline transport; acetylcholine biosynthetic process. The transcript has 7 exons. Bases 805 to 2598 code for a protein of 597 amino acids. Gene Ontology annotation, molecular function: choline:sodium symporter activity. The record is from RefSeq and is a predicted model, not a curated record. Gene Ontology annotation, cellular component: plasma membrane.
GUCCGCCGCGACGUUAGGGAGGUCGAAAUUACGUCGCUUCGACGACCGGCGACAUCGCUCGUCUCGGACCAUUUUUUCCGAACCUCACGUAAGGCUCAAGGAUCAUUUACAUGCUCCCCUGGUCUCACCAAUCGGAUCGGUCGCCCCUAGAAAAUUUUCGGUUGACUUCUAAAAUCUGGUGAUGCGAGAGUUGUGCCUCCCUGUAAUAAACAAAUUAUUAAAUUAAUAAAUGAUUGAAGUUUAUAUAUAUAUAUAUAUAUAUAUAGAAAAUGUAUUAAUCUUUAUGGGAAUUAAAUUUCGUUUAUAACAAUUGUGAAAGCGAUGUUUCGACGUCCGAGGUAACGAGCAACGAAUGUUCCAACGAAGAGAGGUGAUCACCCCGCGCGAUUGAACAAAAAGCCGCUGAUCUUGUAGAUCGGCAGAGAGAGAGAGAGAGAGUCAAAGCAGAGCAGAGGUAGAAAUAGAAGACCAGUGAAGUUGGGCGGAAAUCGAUGGCCAUCAGCGCCCAUGGGCGGCCUCGCGUUUAGGACAAGGAAUAGCCCCUCCCAGAAGACCUCGCUCCGGUGGGGUGACUGCUGUCCCCCAAACUCCAAUCCCCCGUCGUCGUCGUCGGUUCUGCGGAAAGGUCCUCACCAGGAAAUGCCGCCUCUGCCCGUGUGAGGUUGUCCCCCGCUGUUGCGUGCCUGUACUCCACGGGGUCUUCAGAGGUUUCCAAACGUUCCCAAAUCAGAUCGCAUACCGAACCUCUCAGACUUCCGUCUCCGUCAGCUCGAGCUAACACCAGUGGAUCUCUCCUCUCCGAAGAUGAUUAACAUCGCCGGGGUUGUCUCCAUCGUCUUGUUCUACAUUCUGAUCCUGGGCGUGGGAAUAUGGGCCGCCAGGAAAAAGGAAGCCGGCAACGACUCCGAGGAAGAGGUCAUGCUGGCCGGUCGAUCGAUCGGGCUUUUUGUCGGAAUCUUCACCAUGACGGCAACCUGGGUCGGCGGGGGUUACAUCAAUGGUACCGCCGAGGCGAUUUACUCCAAGGGUCUGGUCUGGUGUCAGGCUCCUUUUGGAUAUUCUCUUAGUCUCGUUUUCGGUGGUAUAUUUUUCGCCAAUAAAAUGCGACAGCAGGGGUACGUCACGAUGCUGGAUCCUCUUCAGGACGCAUUUGGAGAACGAAUGGGCGGCCUUCUCUUCCUUCCAGCCCUUUGUGGUGAGGUUUUCUGGGCUGCAGGAAUUCUUGCCGCUCUGGGUGCCACAUUAGCAGUCAUCAUCGACAUGGACCAAGGAACGUCGGUUAUACUUAGUGCAGGAAUUGCCGUUUUCUAUACAUUAUUUGGCGGCCUCUACUCUGUCGCUUACACGGAUGUCAUCCAGCUCUUCUGCAUCUUCAUCGGAUUGUGGAUGUGCAUUCCAUUCGCAUGGAACCAUCCGACUGUUCUUCCACUCAGUUCGAUGGAUGUGGAUUGGAUAGGUGUGGUAAAACCUGAGGAGUACUGGUACUAUUUGGAUUUUGGGCUGCUACUUGUCUUUGGAGGAAUUCCUUGGCAGGUGUAUUUUCAGAGAGUCUUAUCUUCGAAAAGUGCUGGUAGGGCUCAACUUCUCAGUUACGUCGCUGCAGUUGGAUGUCUCCUCAUGGCAAUUCCUCCUGUCCUUAUUGGCGCCAUCGCCAAAGCAACUGCGUGGAAUGAAACGGGAUACACAGGACCUUAUCCCUUGACGUCUGCCGAGACAAGUAUGAUCCUGCCGAUGGUCCUUCAGUACCUGACACCAGAUUUUGUUUCGUUCUUUGGUUUAGGAGCUGUUUCUGCAGCGGUAAUGUCUUCGGCUGAUAGCAGUAUCCUUUCUGCAAGCUCCAUGUUUGCGAGGAACGUAUACAAACUCAUUUUUCGACAAAGGGCAUCGGAAAUGGAGAUCAUUUGGGUGAUGCGAUUGGGGAUCGGCGUGGUGGGAAUCCUCAGUACAGCGAUGGCCUUAACCAUACCAUCAAUUUAUGGUUUAUGGUCAAUGUGCUCAGACCUCGUAUACGUAAUUCUCUUCCCGCAACUGCUGAUGGUCGUACAUUUUAAGGACUAUUGUAACACCUACGGCAGCUUAUCUGCUUACAUAAUUGCGUUCAUGGUGAGGAUCAGCGGGGGUGAGACAGUAAUGGGACUCCCAGCUCUGAUCCACUUUCCAGGGUAUAAUGAGGAGACAAAAGAACAAAUGUUCCCUUUCAGGACAAUGGCGAUGUUAAUAUCCUUGAUAACACUGAUCGGAGUCUCCUAUGGCACUCAGGUGCUCUUUCUCUCAGGGAAGCUUGCUCCGGGUUAUGACAUUUUCAGAUGCGUCGUUAAUAUCCCCGAAGAUGUUCAGCGGGUGGGACCUGAUCCUGCCGAAGGAGAGCAAAUGUCUGUUCUUGCAGCGGGAGUGGGAAGACUCUAUGGCAGCAAGGACGAAUCGAACGGACGAGUGAAUCCAGCGCUCGAGCCGGACUACGACAUGGAACCGGGAUACAGGGCGGUUGGUACAAGUGAUGACGAAAUUGGCAGCGGGGGUGGUGGGGGCAUUGGGGCUCAUAUGGUCCCGCAUGGACCCAGCGGCCUCAGACAGCCACAGUCUAGUACGGCGUUCUAAUCCCAAGUUCCGUGAUCGGAUGCUGUGACCAACAAUAAGUCCGGCGACGCGGUGUCUUUAUUUUUCUUAACCUAAUCUGUUUCUCAUUUUUCCAUUCUAAAUUAUUAUGAUUUUCUGAUUUUAUAAGAUCAUUUGUCGUAUUUGUCGCAUCAAAUGGCAUAUCUUGCUGCUUCUGUCACUUCUUCAAUUUAUUGCAGAAUUUUAAUUUCGUACAAUCGUCUAUUAGCGAGUGUUACAUAGAUGUUUCAGAUAGUGUACCAAUUUUCUCAAAAGGUUUAUAUGUUUGCCCCAGUAAUAAUCGUGAAAGAUAAUAUCCUAUAUUACCAGCAUUGCUAAUCGAAAUAGGUGUAGAUAUGAUUACAUUUUCCCUAAAAGAGGAUUUGGCUGAUAAGAGAUUUAAAUGCAUUUUAGAGGAUAGACAACUUUUCCAAGAAAAUUGGUACGAUAUGUAUUAUUUCAGGCAAAUUUCAAAAAUCAGGCAUUAGUUUUUUUAAUGGUUUCAAGUUGAUCUAGAUUUUAUUUUCAUCAGCUUUUCCCAGAAAAUAGAUUGAGUUAUAUUAAAUUUAAUUAUGUAAAUAGCUAUCUCUGACGUCUUUUGCCACACCUAGAUUCUAAAAUUUUCGAUAAUAAUUUCUCCACACUGUUCUUUUUUUAAACUACUUCAGACCUUGUUUCUACCAUCUUCCGUAAAAGAAGCUUCGAAUCAAAAAUCCAAAAGUACAUUAUUUUAAGAAGAGCUCACUUAAGAUUUAUUUUAAUAAGGCAUAUGGUGAAUUAGUCCUAAAAUCACCUAGAAUGUAAUAACGGGGAUAAGAAAUAUAAAACAAUAUAAAAAUCAUAGAGAAAUAUAUGGACAGU